GAAAUAAAAGCAGUAAGAAAUAAUAGUGGGUUGGGGUUGACAGCAAAGGAGAAAAUAGCAUUCAACGGCACGAGAGAGUUAGGUAUUUAGAGGGAGAAUGAUAGAGGGGUUUCCAGAAUCAAAGGGGUUAGCAGAUAAUUAGGCUCAGAAUAAACUGGAUUUAUCGAUUUUUGCCAUUGGGUAGUUUAAAGGGCCUAACUGGCUUUUGACUUUUUUGAUACAAUCAAAACUGUAGGCCUAACUUUUUGUCAGAUCAGAAUUUGUGAAAGUUAUCAUCGGUAAAUUUACAUCUAGCUCAAUGCUAUAUAUUUUAUUAUCCCUGAGAAUAAGGCUUAAAUAUUUCCAGUACAACUGAAGUAAGCUUUUGACGUUGAUUGAAUUCCAAUGUCAUCAGCCUGGAGGAUUUGAACCAGCCGCGCGGUGCGAGAGUCUCGUUGAAACUGGAGGUGAAGGCAGCUUAAUUUUGUUGAUAACCUGGAUAAGAUCUUCGCACAGGCAUUCAGGUCAGGGGGCUGAGAGGGGCCUUAUAGAUUUGGGCAGCCAAUUUUUUCGGGUAGGAAAUCGAAUAAAAGCUUUUCCAGAAGGCAACAUGAAAGAAAAAUUAAAUUUGAAGGCUGCUGACGCCUGAAACUUCAGGAAAUGUUCCGAAAAACUUGACCUGUUUAGAAAGGCCUGGCACUGAAAUACUGCACAAAUUGGGCUGUUUCCGCAAGAGGAAACGGCUCCCGAGCGCGCACCCUCACCGCCUUGUGUCACUUCAGGUGUGACAGUUCAAAUCUUAUAUUUCAAGUGGGGGUCACCAAGGGGGAUCGAAAUCCGCCGUUUCGCACAAUUUUAAGUUGAAAUCCGCAGCUCCGAUCACUUUUAGCCAAAGUCUCACGUCCCAAAAUUGUUGUUUAGUAAUGAUGAUCAGAAAAACCAAGAUGUGGCCUAGCCAUUUUUUACAAGACAACAUGUAAAUAAUUCCCCAUAUUCUUAAAACAUUAUAAAAAUUCCGUAUUCCGUGUAUCAUUUUCGUGACAAUGCGCGCUUACAUGUGUGGAGGAGUCCGUCGUUCCGUCGAGAAACUGCAAGAUUUCCGUAACCCGCGAGAAAUUUUCUUCUAAUUCCGUUUUUCCGCAAAACCCUGAUGACCCCCACUUUAAACAGAUAUUAAUAAGUAUUAGAUUUACCAAAGUAAUUAAAUAAAAGAGGCUAUAAUUCACAAUAUUUCAGUGCUGUUUUUAUAAUGAGAAGAACAAAAAAUGGUCUUAAAAAUGUAUACACUAACAUAAAGUUUUAAAUAACCAUACGAGAUAAAUUGUUUCUGGUGUCAAGAUCACCCAUUUCACUGAUAGGGACAAGAUGUUGACGGGACCUAGAACCUCUAACGCAAAUUACUGCAAUUCUAAGCAAACAAAAAUUCAGCUUCCUUUUGAUCCAGGCAGAGGUUUCACUAAGUUUUUUGUGGUGUUUUUUUGCAAUUAGUUCCGACACACGUCGGAAAAAUUACCUCGUUUCAAUUCUCAUACCCCCAUAGCGCGAAAAAUUGAUGCAUCUGGUUGGCGUCAUUCAGAGGUUCAGUGUUUUAAUGAAAGGACGUAAUAUUUAUUUCAUAGAAAUACCAGUUCCCGUAAUUGGUUGAUGAUGGAUACAACUGUUUUCGAAAUGAUUGGGAUAAAAACGUGAACCAGUUAAACUUUCUUAAUACAACGGUGUCUUUAUACAACGGUAUCAAUAAUUGCUACAAGUUUGAUUAUAUCAGUUAUCUGUGGAAAAUGGUAUUUUGCUGACAAUGUUUUGGAAGUACAAAAAGCAAAUAUUUGUCUGACACUCUUUGGAGUUCAGUUCAGUUCAUUUCAUUUUGAAAUUCCACUACAUACAAAUGCCAUUGAAAUGAUACCAUACAUGAAGCUAACUAGUUACAAUAGAUAAUCAAACUAUCAGGACUAUGAGGGGAUUUGUAUGCAAGGAUUUGAGAGAAGAAACUGUCUCAAUAGUUAAACUAAUCGAGGAGGGAGCACCCCCUUGGUUAAGAACAAAAAGUUGUAGAUUUAUUGACGAUAAAUGGAGUAUAAAACGUUAGAACAUAGAACGAAAACUCUAAGCUAGGAAGUGAAUAUACCCAGCUUUGGAUCGAAAAAGGCCUAGGCGUAGUAAAUAAAGGAGCUGGGGGCUCCAAAAAUUUAUCGAAGUUCAGGCCUAUUCAAGCAUUUUAUCUCAGCGAACAACAACAUUCUAAACUCCCAAAAUGCGCCAAUCGGAAACGCGUGCACACGACUGUGAAGGAUGAUUGUAAAAAGGUUGCCAAAUCAGUGCCACUUGCCUAUAAAAAAUAUCAUUAACGGAGCCCUAGGGUAAAAAUGAACUUGUUCUGUCUACUCAUUAUCGAUUUUUGUUUCCACGUAGAUUGAUGGAAAAACAACCGGGCUCUGCCAAUCAUUCCAAACAUAUCGCCAUUAUAGUUUUCUGCACGGUCUGGGUGUUCCAGUAAAUGCUGUCCGAUUGCAGAAUCGCAUGUUUUAGUUUUUGUUUUUAAUCUGCAAGACCGAGUAGGUUGUUCUUUUAGAUGGAGAAUUUUGUUUCUAAUGUUUGAAGGGGCAUGCUGUUUUAUUCAAUCCCCCAAUCUUUGGGCUGUGCGUCCUACGUAGCUAUGAUCACGCAAAUAUGUAAACUCAAAUAACGGAACUCUUUCCUGUCAUAAAAUUUGAUACUUUUAACAUAUUGGUACAUAAAAUUUGGCUCACAGUAUUUGCUCCAAUUGAAAAACCUUUAUAUUUCAUUCUUUCUUAAAAGUAGAGGCGGACACUUGGUCAAAUAUUGGGGGAGGGGGCAGCCUAUUGUUUUAAUAAGACGACGUCACAUUUCCCCGCUGUUUUAGAACAGAAGACCUUGUUCUCCAAAGUAUUGGGGGGUGACCGCCCCCUCGCCUCCAAGAUUUCCACCACUGUUUAAAAGUGCUUGUGUGAUGUUAGACUACCAAAAAAGCAAUUAUUGUUUAGACGCCCUCCAAAUUCUACUACCUUUAACUCAGAUUUUGAAUUUGUUUUCUGAUAACCUCAUAAUCUAAGAUAUUUCGAGUACAUAAUUGUCAUGAAAGUUAAGAAACUUUUUUAAUAAAUAAAUAAUCAAAAUAAUUUCCAAGAACCAAUGCCUAGAGACCCCAGGCACUAAUUCCCGAAGACCUAGGUCAGAAAGUCCGAAGACCGUAGUGCUCAAGACUGAUUCCUUAGGACUAAGAACUGAAGACCAAAGUCCGAGAUCCGAAGACCAACCCUGGAGAUCCUGAAGACCAAUGUACAAAGACAAAGACCCGCAGACUAAGUGCUAAAACCAAAAGAGCACGUGAACUCUAAAUUUACACUUUCAAUGGCAUUCCCACUUUGGAUGAAAUUUUUUAGGAUGAAAAAGUUUUAUCAAUGCUUUUACUGUGUUUAGUCCAAGAGAUAGUUUGAAUUCAAAAUAAGGGGCCAAAAGCGACAUGAUAUUUUAACAAAUAUAGUUUUAAAAAUUUCUAGCUGUUUUGUUUCAUUUUCAUAAGAAUCUGACCAAAUUAUUAUGGCCUAGUUACUGCCAUCAAUUUGAGCUUUUUUGAGAUUAACAAGAAUAGCACGAAAUUUCAACUUGCCUUGUGAACAAUGGCAUUGAAAAAAUUUACAAACUGGUGCAGAAAAUUAGUUGUUGUUAUUCUAGAUUUCGAACAACCAUAUCUAGUUCAAUUGGAAAGUUUUAAGUACAACGUAAGAAACGGUGUCCACAAGAGCAUGCCUGGAUUGUCUCGCUAAAACUUUAGUAAUUUUCUCAAAGAUUAAAAAUUAAUUAAGAGUGAGGAUGUCGGGAAGAUCAGUUUUGUACGUCUUAUUUUGUGCACAGUCGAAGCUAGUCCGAAACACUUUCAAAACUCCACAGAAAAGACCGUCGAGAUGAUCCCUUUGACCUUAAGACCCGAAAAAUAUUUUAAAACUCCAAAUAAAGUUACGCAAGGAAAACUUAGAUUCACCCUCUUUUGGAAUCAAGGUUUCCCCGCCAAUAUAAUACCCAACUUCGGAUAACGCGGGGAAAGGUGCCACAUUUUCCGCGCGGCAGAUCCUCCAGAACGAUGACAUUCAAUCGAGGUUGUGUCAGAGAAAGUUAAGAAGUAUCUAACAUUCCGAUAUCAUCAAAAAUGUCCAGAUCAGCUCCUAUGAUCCUCAGGGUACAGUCCAAAGAAGGAACCAAGAGGAUUGAACUGGCAUCAAACAAUAGGCCAAAAACCCUAUACAAGAAGGUACGUGAUGACCUACAACUUAAUAAAAAUGGUUGGGCUUUAUUCAGAUCUAGAGAUGGAGCUGGUCUAAUAAAGGAGCUGAUUCGCACACAAUCAAAGACAUUGGUUUAAGGCAUGGAGAUAUGUUGUUUGUGAAAGAAGAGGUGCAACCAGCAACAACACAAGAAAGCUCAGACGAUUGGGUUUUUGAAGACGAAAUAGAUGUAACAUUAUCAAAGGAAGAAGGAAUUGUUCACAGAAAUCGAGAUCCGCAACUAUGUCACCAUGGUCCACACGGGAAAUGCUUACAUUGCUCACCAUUGGAGCCGUAUGAUGAAGAGUAUUUAAAAACAUUGAAUCCACCUGUCAAACACAUGGCAUUCCAUGCAUACAUAAAGAAACUAAGAAGUGGAGCUAGUAGAGGAAAAUUUGCGUCUUUAGAAGAUAUAAGUUGCAGGAUAAAGCCUGGGUGCACUGAGCAUCCACCAUGGCCAAAAGGAAUUUGUACAAAAUGUCAACCAAGUGCCAUUACACUACAGAGACAGCCAUACAGACAUGUAGACAACAUCAUGUUUGAAAAUUCUGUGAUUGUGGAUAGAUUUUUGAACUACUGGAGAAAAACUGGUUAUCAGAGGUUUGGCAUUCUCUAUGGUUCUUAUGAGAAGCAUGACAAUGUUCCACUUGGCAUACGAGCAACUGUAUCUGUUAUCUAUGAGCCUCCACAGGAAAGUACCAGAGAUACUAUUGAAUUUAAAGACGAUCCCAAUGCCGAGGUUGUGGACAGGGUGGCUGCAGACUUAGGACUGAGAAAGGUUGGAUGCAUAUUUACGGAUCUCAUAGCCGAUGAAACCAAAAAUGGCACAGUUAAACAUUUACGGCACAUUGGAACACAUUUCUUAAGUGCCCAGGAAACCAUCAUAGCAGCUGAUUUCCAAACCCAAAAUCCUAAUAUUUGCAAGCUUUCAUCGAACAGCAAGUUUGGAUCAAAGUUUGUUACCGUUGUUGUAUCAGGCAAUGAAGAGAAUCAUAUACAUUUUGAUGGCUGGCAGGUAUCAAAUCAGUGCAUGGCACUUGUGAGAGAUGAUUGUUUAGUACCAACAUUAGAUGACUCUUCGCUUGGUUAUGUAAAGGAAUCGUCAAGUAGCCAGUAUGUUCCUGACGUCUUCUACAAGGUGAUUGAUACAUACAAAAAUGAGGUGACGAAAGUAGCAAGACCAAUGCCAAUAGAGUUUUUCCUAAUAGAGGUACCGGCUGCAUUUCCUCUGUCGCCUAAUUUCACCUUCCCUGAAAAGAAACAUCCGUUUUUUAUCGAGAACCGAGAAGCCCUGGGACAAAAGCAGGACAUGAACACGUUUAUGAAAUACAUCGAGAAGUUCCCAGCCUCCGAAAUCACAACAGCCUUAAUGGAUUUCCAUCUUCUUGUGUUCCUUGCUACUACAGAAAUGCUGCCUUUGAAGGAACGCGUCGCCGAGCUUUGUAAAGCGCUGAAGAACAAGAACGAAGACGCUUUUCACCAUUUCACUAAAUCAGAAGAGUGGGCCACUGUGAUGCAGAUAAUUGCUGCGCACGCUUCAUUCUCACCCACGCAAGAAAGUGGCGCAAAGUUUAGUCAUAGUCCGACAAAUAGCACUGGCUCCGUAGAGCUGAUGGACACCGAUCAAUCAGAGGAACCCUCAUGGACCUGUUCUCAUUGUACCUUCAUUAACAGAUCAAGCGGAGACUCGUGUGAAAUGUGCGGACUACCGAAACAAAGCUAAUAGCAUAUAUUUUGAAUACACGCUGCACUAUCAGUACAUUUCAGUCGUUAAUAAGUAAAACUAUUUAAAAAACAAUAUUGUUGAUUUUUGCGUAAAUUUGAAUAGCAACUGUUGAACAUGUCAUGUUGAAAA
Messenger RNA from Rhopilema esculentum, 6114 nucleotides. RefSeq names its product nuclear protein localization protein 4 homolog. The record is from RefSeq and is a predicted model, not a curated record. Gene Ontology annotation, biological process: ubiquitin-dependent protein catabolic process. Gene Ontology annotation, cellular component: nucleus. Gene Ontology annotation, molecular function: ubiquitin binding; ubiquitin protein ligase binding. Lineage: Eukaryota; Metazoa; Cnidaria; Scyphozoa; Rhizostomeae; Rhizostomatidae.